This is a messenger RNA of Trichomycterus rosablanca, 1905 nucleotides long. RefSeq names its product DnaJ heat shock protein family (Hsp40) member B6a (gene dnajb6a). The record is from RefSeq and is a predicted model, not a curated record. Bases 168 to 1190 code for a protein of 340 amino acids. NCBI's taxonomy places the organism in Eukaryota, Metazoa, Chordata, Actinopteri, Siluriformes, Trichomycteridae. The transcript has 10 exons. Gene Ontology annotation, molecular function: Hsp70 protein binding.
UAGGACGCCUGCAGGUUAUCCGCAGCAACUGACCAGCUCCUCAGUAUUUGCCGUCAGUGUUUGUGUGUAUAACAAUAAAACAUUGAAUCAGCGGCGGAUAAAGAGUACAGUCGCUGCUGGGAAUACAAAAGGUCAUCGUUGUUUGACCUGAGCGGGUGAGUGACGCCAUGGGGGAUUAUUACCAGAUGUUAGGAGUGCACAGGGACGCCAGUCCGGACGAUAUAAAGAAAGCGUAUAGAAAACUGGCUUUAAAGUGGCACCCGGACAAAAACCCGGAUAAUAAGGAAGAGGCCGAGAGGAGGUUUAAAGAAAUCUCCGAGGCUUACGAGGUGCUUUCAGACGAAAACAAGAGGAGUCUUUACGACCGAUAUGGAAAAGAAGGUCUAACAAAUAACGGAGGAGCAGGAGGACGUUACCACAACGGCGAUCACUUUGAAUCGUUCGUGUUCCGUAACCCGGAGGACGUCUUCAGGGAUUUCUUUGGAGGUCGCGACCCCUUCGCUGAUUUCUUUGGAGACGACCCGUUCGGAGACGAUUUCUUCUUCAGCGGGAGUCGGCGGCAGCAUCAUCAUCAUCAUCAUCAUCGCGGGAUGAGCAGGAGCCGGACGGGCGGGUCGUUCUUCGGUGGAUUCGGAGGAUUCGGGGGGUUCGGCGGGUUCCCCGCGUUCGCCCCGUCGUUCUCUUCGUUCGAUGCAGGUUUCGGCUCCUUCGGCCAGAUGAGCCAGUUAGGCGGUGGAGGCGGUUUCACCUCCUUCUCCUCCACCUCGUUCGGGGGCGGCGGCGGGGGCGGCGGCGGCGGGGGCGGUGGCGGCGGCGGCGGUGGCGGCGGUGGGGGCAGCGGGAUGGGCAACUUCCGCUCCGUGUCCACCUCCACCAAAUUCGUCAACGGCAGGAAAGUCACCACAAAGAGGAUCGUGGAGAACGGACAGGAGCGGGUGGAGGUGGAGGAGGACGGACAGUUAAAGUCGCUAACCGUAAAUGGAGAGGCCCACGAUUUGGGUCGAGAGGAGCGAUCACGGAACAGGUUGCUUCCUGGCUCCUCCUCUUCCUCCUACUACUCCACCCACUCACACCCCGCCCACUCUCACUCCGCCCAGAGAGAACGAGAAUCAGCAGCUAAAGAUCACAACGGAGUCAAGAGGAAGAAACAAGCUCAGAAGGGGGAGACAAAAAAAUCCAAAGAGUCGUGAGCGCUCUAGCGCCGGCCACACCCGCAGCGGACCGGAGCGUAACAAUAAUAAUAAUAGAAUCAUAUCGGAGUUUAUUAUUAUUCAUCAUUUCUCUUUAUAUUUGUGUUUGGAGUUUUUGCUUUUGUUUGUAGAGGUUAAAAAUCUUUUGUGUGUUUAUUAGACGCGCGUGACAAACUGACUCUUUGUUUUUGGUUUGGUAGAAACCAAUCUGAAUAUCUGGUGAAAACAGAUUGUAUAAUAAAAUAAAAUAUUAUUUCCUUUGCAUUAGAAAAAUCACCUCAGACAAGCUCAGAAAAAAAAGUGUGAAUCUGUUACCCUCGUGUGUCGUUCUGUAUGAAUAAAUGUGGUUAUGAGCUGCUAUUUUUCUACUGCGCUGAAUAACUAAUGCAGAAAAUCACGAUCACUUCAGAAAUCAGAUAUACACGAAACGCCGCCACCCAUUACACUGAUGUAAACAUGAUAUAUGAACAGAUUCCACUCAAUAGCUUUGUGUAAUGUGAGGAUCCCUCAGCGUUCCCAUCUACUGCUGCUAUGGUAGGAAUACUUUAGAAUGGCAGGACCCCCCCCCCCAUCUGAGAUUUGGUCAAAUCCCCCUCACACCUUGGUGUUCAAUUCAUGUCUACAACAUUGGGGUACCAUUAAAUGUUCAUACUGUGCUUAACAUUCGAUGUAAUUUCCUUCAUAUCACAUUACAAUAAAUCAGACCUUUCAUUCA